ACAGACACUGCGACUCUGCAGACCGCGGACGGCGAAAUGGAGCUCUUCCUCUCCAGGAUAGAUUUUGGCGGGGUCUUUGGCAUCCUCCUGGCCAUGGUCGUCUCGUGCCUCCUCUUCCUCCACUUCUCGUCGAGAAAGAAGUUCAGGACCCUUCCUCCAGGGCCAACCCCACUCCCCUUCAUCGGAAACAUGCACCAAGUGGACAUCAAGGAGCUGAUAAAUUCCCUGAAAGAAGUGAGACCACGGCAGCCAUGUUGGGGGGGGUGUCGGGGGAGUGAUUUUACAAUUUCCACAUCAGGCAAGAAAGCAGGACGGAUUUUGGUUCUUUUUUAAAAAAUACAUUUUUAUUCAUUUUUAACAUAUUAAUUAACAUUCAUACAACAGAACUUCACAUCUUAUACAGUGGUACCUCUGGUUAAGUACUUAAUUCGUUCCGGAGGUCUGUUCUAAACCUGAAACUGUUCUUAACCUGAAGCACCAUUUUAGCUAAUGGGGCCUCCUGCUGCUGCCGCGCCGCCGGAGCACGAGUUCUGUUCUCAUCCUGAAGCAAAGUUCUUAACCCGAGGUAAUAUUUCUGGGUUAGCGGAGUGUGUAACCUGAAGUGUAUGUAACCUGAAGUGUAUGUAACCUGAGGUACCACUGUACAAUAUAUUUUUUUGGACUUCCGUCAACACCUCUGAUGAUUUUCCGUUCUUAUCGCUUAUUAUGCAUUUCUUAAUUUCAUAUUACCUUUAAUUAUCUUUAUCUAAUAGUUCUCCUCAUUGUCUUUUUUUGCAGUAUUUCAAAUAAUUCACCUUACGAAAUGUCUUGCAAACCUACUAGCAUAAUCUGUCCAUCACAAUUAGUUUUCAAAUAGUCCGUAAAUUUACUCCAGUCUUCUGAUAAUCUCUGAUCUCGCAGGUUUCGAAUCCUUCCUGUUAGUGUAUCUAAUUCUACAUAGUCCAUCAAUUUCGUUCUCCAUUCUUCUUUCGUCGGUAAUUCUUCUUGCUUCCAAUUUUGUGCCAAUAAUAUUCUUGCUGCCGUCACUGCGUAUAAAAAUAACUUACAAUCCUUUCUGUUUAUAUCCUCACCUACAAUGCCAGGAUUUUGGUUCUUUGAGGGCAGGAGAAGCAUAAAAGGGGGGCUUCAGGCAGAGAAACUGAGAAAGAGCAACAAAAGUGCCUCUGCCCAUGCACAAAGCAUCAUUCUGUCGCUGUAAGAUCUUCAGAGCUAGUAGCAGCUCCUUGGGUACUAGGGACUAGGGUUUCUUGUUGUUGUUGCUGUUGUUGUUCAGUUCAUCUUUUUAUAUUGUAAUUUUAUGUUGUUGACUGCCCUGCGAUCUAUAGGUAUAGGGUGGUGUGAUGAGUAUGAGUUACUCGUGCGUAAACUGGUGCCUCUCUAGGCUAAUUUGCCUUGUUAAACCUUUCUGACUGCACAGCCCUUUCUAAUUGCGACUGGCUCAGUCACUGGCAGAAUCCGUCAGUGGGCGUUUCUUGAAUCUCUUCCAACAUAAGAGUUGUUUGACACCCAGUCUCCUCCUCCUCUCACUGCGCGGGAGCCUUCUGCGCAGGGAGGGCGUGGGUAGCGGAGGACCUGUCCCCUCCUCACUGAGUUCCAGUGAAGAGUCCUGGAGCCCUCUCUCCGAUUCCCCCAUCUGCCCACCUUUAUCCCUGGUGUUGCGCUUAAAUGCUUCCCCCUCCACUGAGCUGCUUCUCCCCCUGCUGCUGGGUCCUUCUCCAGCAUCAUCUAGGAGCCUCCCCUUCGCCUCCCGCUCCGAUGUCAGUUCCCUGACAGGUGGUAUACAGAUUUUAAUAAUAAUAAUAAUAAUAAGCUCUUGAAAAUAAGCUCUUUCUGCCUUAGUUGCCUUUCAGUUCAAGCAAGAAGAGGCUGGAGUUGGAAGGGGCUCAGUUUUCCCAUCGAAGGGGCGCCCCUGACCCUUUUUUCUGCAUUGCACGGGGACCAACUUUGGGGUCUUAGCCCAGGGGGAGAAUGGGGAAAGGGAUAAGCCGUAGGACAAGGAGGGGAGCGAGACAGGGGACUUGCCCAUCAUUACGUUUUGCCCUGCACUUUCUAGGCACAGCCCAGGAAAACCUGCUCUUUAACGAUGAACAGAAACAAAUGGCAAUUCCAGAUUUCCGUGGAUUGGUGGGUUUUCACGGGGGAAAUGGGGGGCAAAAAACCCCCCAAAAAACACUCUGGCAUGGAACUUUAAAACUCAGACUUGUGCCUAAAUCAGAACCAGUGAAGGUCCUGUGUGAGUGCCUGGAGGCGGUUGGAGGAUGGAUGGCGGCUAAUGGAUUGAGGUUGAAUCCUGACAAGACAGAAGUACUGUUUUGGGGGGACAGGGGGCGGGCUGGUGUGGAGGACUCCCUGGUCCUAAAUGGGGUGACUGUGCCCCUGAAGGACCAGGUGCGCAGCCUGGGAGUCAUUUUGGACUCACAGCUGUCCAUGGAGGCGCAGGUCAAUUCUGUAUCCAGGGCAGCUGUCUACCAGCUCCACCUAGUAUGCAGGAUGAGACCCUCCCUGCCCGCAGACUGUCUCACCAGAGUGGUGCAUGCUCUAGUGAUCUCCCGCUUGGACUACUGCAAUGUGCUAUACGUGGGGCUACCUUUGAAGGUAACCCAGAAACUACAACUAAUCCAGAAUGUGGCAGCUAGAUUGGUGACUAGGGGCAGCCGCCAAGACCACAUAACCUACAUUGAAAGACCUACAUUGGCUCCCAGUACAUUUCUGAGCACAAUUCAAAGUGUUGGUUUGACCUUUAAAGCCCUAAACAGCCUCAAAGGCCAGGUAUACCUGAAGGAGUGUCUCCAUUCCCAUCAUUCUGUCUGGACGCUGAGGUCUAGCGCUGAGGGCCUUCUGGCGGUUCCCUCAUUGCAAGAAGCAAAGCUACAGGGAACCAGACAGAGGGCCUUCUUGGUGGUGGCGCCCGCCCUGUGGAAUGCCCUCCCAUCAGAUGUCAAAAAGAUUAACAACUACCUGACAUUCAGAAGACAUCUUAAGGCAGCCCUGUUCAGGGAAGUUUUUUAAUGUAUGACAUAUUAGUGUAUUUUUGGUCUUUGUGGAAGCCGCCCAGAGUGGCUGGGGAAACCCAGUCAGAUGGGCGGGGUACAAAUAAUAAAUUAUUAUUAUUAUUAUUAUUAUUAUUAUUAUUAUUAUUAUUAUAAAAAUGCAGCACAAGAGCAUGUCUGGAGGAGCCCAGAGAAAGAGGACCUGGGACUUUCUACCUCCACAAAUUUAAAAUCGGCCAAGUGUCAUGCUUUUGUGUGUAGUUUGUCUCAGCGGUAAAACUAGUCAGCAGUUAAUAUGCAAGCAAUUAAGUGUCGGCUAGGGGUGGGGUGGGGAGGAAUUUUAUUCGAUCACAUUUAAAGAUGAAACUUCCAGAUCUGUGCUUUCCAGAACAAGCUAUGAACCGAAUCACGGCUGUCCUCUGAAAUUUGCACUUCUCUGAAUUUUGCAGUGAUGUUCCCUAGCCGAGCAAUGGGUGCAAAAAAAUGCAUGUCUGGGGACAGAGGGUGAAGUGUAUGCUAAAAGGCAAAUAAUAGUGCAAAUGACAUGCGCAGGUGCAUUGCAUUAGGGGAAAUUGCAUUGCCAAAUUGUGCUUAUUAGGUAGAACUGCAAAAAUGUCCACAGUAGGAGAAAUUUGCAGUAAAAUGCUGAAGGAUUUUCAGCAGGUAUUUUCUUUAUUUUUCUUUAUAUUUUUUAAGCAUGCUGAUGUGGAGUAAAACCAGGCUGUGGAAGGCUGGAUUAGCGAUUUGAAAAUAUAUAUAUAUAUAUAUAUUCAUAAUGUACAUAAAACAGAAAGAACAGCUAUAACAGCAAAUGAAAAUGGCAAGAUGAAAAACAAAACUAUUAAAUAGUCACACAUAAUGAGUACAGUUGCACAUGGAUUAAAAUAACGAAAUCCAAAUAUAAAAUACCAGUGUGAUCAUCGAAUCUAGUUCCAGGUUUGCUAGGCUUGUGACAAGAGCUGUCUUGAAAAUGACGCCUCUGGUGUAUAUGCAAUAAAGGAAUGCCAAGUCACAUAAAAACCAUUUGGAGGUCCCAGGCCUUGUCAAAACUUCAAAUUAUGCAUAUUUUUCUCUGUGAGGGACAUCUUGGGGCUGCUUUCCACUGAGCUGCCAAGAUCAUGCAUAAGAUGAAUUAUUUUGACAAUAUAUUGGUAUCAUCAAAAAAUAUUGGGUAUCAUUAAUUUUGGACAAGAAGAAAUGGUCUGUUUAGUAGUAUUCAUCAUUCCCAUCAAAAGUAAAUUCCAAAUUUCUCACACCAAUCUACAUUCCCACCAUAAGUGAUCAUAUGUAGCAAGUUUAUCUCAACCUCUCAGGCUAUUAGGCGAUAGAGAAGAAAGCAUUUUUGUUACAUUUGCCAUGUGUGGUGCAAUUUCAAGGAGCUUUCCCUAAGAAACAGGUUUUAAGGGUGGUUUUUGGUUUCUGUUAUUCUCCUCUUGCCCCAAGAAGACCCCGAAGAUGAAGCCACAGCUGUCCUAAAUUAGGGCUGCCAUACAACCGGAAUUUCCCAGAUAGAGCCAUAGGAAACAGUGUCCAGGUGGAAAACGUUGAAAAGUCCAGGAAAACCCAGAUGUAUGGCAACCCAUGUCAGCAGUGUAGAAUUUGGCGAAUUUCCUUAAAAAUAGCUCAAAAACUUCAUUUUUUUUUUUGAGAGUUUGCAAACCAAGAAGCUCAACAACUUUAGGCAAAACUAAGAAAAGCUCAACAUGUUUUGUAUCCAGAUUUUCGCUUUUUGAAAUGUGGCGACCCUAUCCUAAACAGCUUCCUGCUUCUUUUUCCUCUUUGCAGCUUAGCAAGACCUACGGGCCAAUGUACACCUUCCACCUGGGCUCUCGGCCUUGCGUGGUCCUCUCUGGCUACCAGGUGCUCAAGGAGGCUUUGAUUGACAAGGCAGAGGAGUUCAGCGGCCGAGGAGACUUCCCCGCCGUCCAGAUGUGGAGCAAAGGGAACGGUGAGGAAAUGGGGGGGUGGGGUGCUGAUUUUGAAAAGGAAGCGUUGCAGCGGCUCCCCAAGUAGGGGGUGAAAUUAUCGAGGGGUGCUAAGAGGCAUGGGGGCAGCAGAGGAGCCCCAGAAGGGGUGACCUGCUGACCUUCCGAGCGGCAAGCCCAAGAGGCUCAGCGGUUUAGACCACAGCGCCACCAUAGCAGGCUAUAAAAUUAUGCUUGGCAUGGAGAAAGUGGGUAGAGAAAAGGCUUUCCUCCCUCUCUGGUAACACUAGGAUUCAUGGGCAUCUGGCGAAGUUAAAUGUUACAAGGUUCAGUACACGUAAAAGAAAGUCACGCGGCAACAGAGCUAAACUACGGAACUCACUGCCACAAGAUGCAGGGGUGGCCACCAAGUUGGGUGGCUUUGGGAAAGGAUCAGACAUUGGAAGAGAAUUGGGGAAAAUGUUUAAAAUAUCUUUCAGCAAAAAACCAGAAGCUGACCUACUAGGAAUCACAGAUUCGGAUAUCCCUAAAAAAGUCUUAAAUGAAUUGGUUAAAUGACUAUCAUACUUUGGAAAGCCUGUAUCAUUGAAAACCCUGUAUCAAGUUCAUCAUUUUUGGUUGAAUUAACUAAAUAAUUUUAGCUGGAAUUUAAAUAAAAUUGCAAGCAAUUGAGACUGUUUUGAAUGUUAAUGGAUCAUUAUCUCCCUUAGUGGGCUGUGUAGACCACUAUUUUGAAUAAGGCUUUCGACAGAGUAGAGUGGAUAUGCUGGGGAUGAGUUUAUGGGACCAAGGGGGCUAUGGGCUUGAAAAAGUCCCGGAACGACUGAGUUAGGGGCUUCUCACUGGGGAUUCAUGCCAAUGGCCCUGGGCUUAUCUUUUGCUUUUCCCUCAGGGAUCGUGUACGGCACUGGGGAGCGCUGGAGGCAGCUGCGCAGGUUUGCCAUCAGCACCUUCAAGAACUUUGGGAUGGGGAAGAGAUCCAUUGAGGAGCGGAUCAAGGAAGAGGCUCAGUUCCUGGUGGCUGAGUUCCACAAAACUGAAGGUUGGUGGGGAAGGGGCUGCCCAGGGGAAGGGGAAGGGGUGAAAGGGAUUUGCUCCACCAAUUUCCCAACAUUUUCUGGAAUAGGGUUGUUGUGGGGGUUAAACGAGGAAGGGAAACGUGUAUAUCUCACCUCGAGCUCCUCGGAGGAAAAGCUGGGAUACAAACGCAUAAAUAAAUAUUAUUAUAAUAAAAUCUGGUCCGAGAGACAGAAAAGAAGCAGAAAAUAAAGGAGUGUGUUUAUUAUUGGAUCCUUCAGUAAUCUUGGGCUCUUUCGCCCUACUGAAAGCAAACUGGUGAAAAGACUUCCUGUGAUUUAAAUUAUGACGAAAUCAUAGGUUCAUAGAGCAGGAAGGGACACCCAGGGGUCAUUUAGUCCAACACCCUGAAAUGCAGGAAUCUCAACUAAGGCAUCCAUGACAGGUGGCCUUAGGUAAAGGUAAAGGGACCCCUGACCGUUAGAUCCAGUCGUGGCCGACUCUGGGGUUGCGGCGCUCAUCUCACUUUAUUGGCCGAGGGAGCCGGUGUACAGCUUCCGGGUCAUGUGGCCAGCAUGACUAAGCCACUUCUGGCGAACCAGAGCAGCGCAUGGAAACACCGUUUACCUCCCCACCGAAGCGGUACCUAUUCAUCUACUUGCACUUUGAUGUGCUUUCGAACUGCCAGGUUGGCAGGAGCAGGGACUGAGCAACGGGAGCUCACCCCGUCGCCGACCUUCCAAUCGGCAAGCCCUAGGCUCUGUGGUUUAACCCACAGCGCCACCCGCGUCCCAUCGACAGGUGGGGUGGCCUUAGCUCAUACUUUAAAAUAACAAUCUGGGGUGGCGGGUGUUAGAUAAAAAGAGCCCUUCUUGCAUAACGAAACCUUAGUUUAGGGAUAUCCAGAUGGGCGGGGUAUAAAUAAUAAAUAAAAUUAUUAUUAUUAUUAUUAUUAUUAUUAUUAUUAUUAUUAUCAUCAUCAUCAUCAUCAUCCCAUUUCAGCCUUCACAAACCUGUUGCUCUCUGGAUGUCUUGGGCUACAAAGCCCAUCAACCCAGGCCAGCACAGCCAUUGUAGAAACUGUGUUGUUGUUUAGUCGUUUAGUCGUGUCCGACUCUUCGUGACCCCCUGGACCAGAGCACGCCAGGCACUCCUGUCUUCCACUGCCUCCCGCAGUUGGGUCAAGCUCAUGCUGGUCGCUUCGAGAACACUGUCCCACCAUCUCGUCCUCUGUCGUCCCCUUCUCCUUGUGCCCUCCAUCUUUCCCAGCAUCAGGAUCUUUUCCAGGGAGCCCCAUAGCACAUGAAUUCAAGCGCACCGUAACUCACCCCUGGGGAUUUCUCCUGCGCAAGCCCCCUUUGUCCCAGCUGUCUGAAGCGCUGUAUCCCGAGCCCCCCCCCUCCAAUAUGAACCUGCCCAGACCCUAGGUCUUCAGGAGAGACCCUUCUCUCAGGCCCCCACCCUCUCAGGACCCCAUGGUGAGGAUGCAGGAAAGGGCCUUCUCGGUGGUGGCUGCUCCCAGGCAACUUUGGAACUCCCUGCCUAGGGACGCCAAGCUGGUUCUCUCCUUGCUGUCCUUCCACCAGCAAGUGAAAACCACUGAGGGGAGGGACACAACCCUUUCCAGUGAGUGAACCACAGGGAACCCACCAGCCCCAUUGCUGUUGUUGUUUAGUUGUUUAUUGUGUCUGACUCUUCGUGACCCCCUGGACCAGAGCACACCAGGCACUCCUGUCUUCCACUGCCUCCCGCAGUUUGGUCAAACUCAUGCUGGUAGCUUCGACAACACUGUCCAACCAUCUCGUCCUCUGUCGUCCCCUUCUCCUUGUGCCCUCCAUCUUUCCCAACAUCAGGGUCUUUUCCAGGGAGUCUUCUCUUCUCAUGAGGUGGCCAAAGUAUUGGCGCCUCAGCUUCAGGAUCUGUCCUUCCAGUGAGCACGCAGGGCUGAUUUCCUUAAGAAUGGAUACGUUUGAUCUUCUUGCAGUCCAUGGGACUCUCAAGAGAAGCUGUAAACAUCAAGUAGAAGCUGUAAACAUCUGUAAAUAUCAGAAGAGCAAGAGGUUGGAAUCAUAGACCUGUAGGAGGGCUCCCCAGGGGUCAUCUAGCCAAACCCCCUUCAAUGCAGGAAUCAUGGCUAACAAAUCCCUGAGAGUUGGCCUUCAACGGAGGAGAGUCCACCGCCUUUCAAGGUAGUCCAUUUAAAAGAGAAGGGUGGCUGUUGGGUUUGUUACUAGAAGAAGUCUUUGAAAAGGUGAUUUGAAAACAGUAGAUCUGCUUCAUCUCGCUUUAUUCCCAGGCAAACCCUUUGACCCCACCUUCUUCCUGAGUUGCGCCGGCUCCAACAUCAUCUGCACCUUAGUUUUCGGGGACCGCUUUGAAUACACGGACAAGAAAUUCCUCAUGUUGCUGGACCUCAUCAACAGCAACUGGAAGCUCAUGAGCUCCACCUGGGGACAGGUGAGCCCGAGCCAGCGGGGGAGAAGGGGAACUGGGGCUGCAGGGUGUUAGUUAGACGAGGUGGGCCUUUGGUCCGAAAUGGCAGUCUGGCUCUCCUGGCUCCUCUUAUGGGCACAAUCAAAAGAUUGGGGAAUGCACCGGGCGGUGUGCGUAAACUGGGGUCUUCUUCUCCUCUUCUAGGGCUCUUCUUAGGGCCCUCGUAUCUACGGGACCGCCUCUCCUGGUCUGCCCCGCAGAGGACCUUAAGGUCCAUGAAUAACCACAGUUUAGAGGUCCUGGGCCCUAAGGAAGUCACACUAUCCUCCGCCAGGGACAGGGCCUUCUCAGUGAUGGCUCCGACCUGGUGGAAUGCUCUGUCCCAUGAGACCAGGGCCCUUCAAGAUUUAAUCUCCUUCUGUCAGGCCUGUAAGACAAAGCUAUUUCCCCUGGCCUUUAAUUUGAAUUCAGCCUGAUCUUUUAUUUCCCUUCUCUUCCCUCCCCUUUUAUGAAGAUCGCCCGCUCUGAGACCCCACAGCUAAUUCUCCCCUGGCCUCCUCGCUGGCCCAAGUAGGACCAAUUCAGCCAGCUAGCCCUGGGGAUUAUCAAACUGAUUUUUGAAUUUUAUUCUUACAGUGGUACCUCGGGUUACAUACGCUUCAGGUUACAUACACUUCAGGUUACAUACGCUUCAGGUUACACACACCGCUAACCCAGAAAUAGUGCUUCAGGUUAAGAACUUUGCUUCAGGAUGAGAACAGAAAUCGUACUCUGGUGGUGCGGCGGCAGCAGGAGGCCCCAUUAGCUAAAGUGGUGCUUCAGGUUAAGAACAGUUUCAGGUUAAGAACGAACCUCCGGAACAAAUUAAGUACUUAACCCGAGGUACCACUGUAUUCAUGUUUUUAUACUGUAUUUUAUGCUGUUUUUAUAAUUAAUUAUAAUUAUGCUCUUUUAUAAUUUUAUAAUUAAGUGUUUUAAAGUGUUUUAGAUUCGUUGUUAGCCGCCCUGAACCUGGAUUUUGAACCAGGAAGGGCGGGGUAUAAAUUAUUAUUAUUAUUAUUAGAUGCUCUUCAGCUUCCCAGAGAUCAUGAAGUACGUCCCUGGGCCUCACCGCCAGAUCUACAAAAACUACCUGAAGCUGGCCAGGUUUGUAGGCGAGCGGCUGGAGAUGAACCGGCAAACUUUGGACGUCAACAAUCCCCGGGAUUUCAUCGACUGCUUCCUCAUCAAAAUCCAGCAGGUAUCCUCAGUGUCCCAAGGAACAGCCGUUAAUUCCAGAUCCCUUCCCUCUUUGCCAGGAAGCCAGGAAAAUUCCAGUUUUGUGAGCAGGAGGAGGCUUCUAUAGCAGUGGUUUCUCAACCGACUACAAUUUAGCUAUUUUACUUCACAUAAUUUAUAUACCACUCGACUGCAAAGCAGCAGCAACAACCUCAAAGUGGCCUACCAAAAAAAGAUAAAACUAUAAGAUUAUCAGUCAGGAAAAAAUCAGGAAUUUCUUUUGAAAAGGAAAAAUAGCAAUAGACUAAGAAUAGAUUAAGACACGCACAAACUUUCUAAGCAUCUGGGUAGGUUUGUUUAAACAAACAUGUUUUUAGGAGGCGUCGAAAAAAGGAUGGCGAAGGCACCUGCUUGGUAUCAAGUGGCAGGGAUUUCCAAAGAGCAGGUGCUGCCACACUAAAAUAUUGAGAUCUUACAAAUGCAGAAGGGGGGUUGUCUGGCAGCUGGAACAGGGCCAGAUCCACCGAUCGAAGUGGUUGAGCAGGCAUAUUUGGAGUAAGGCAAUCUCACAGGUAAACUGGUUCCAAGUUGUUACUAACAGUAAUACCUUGAACUUGGCCCUGUAGUGAAUCGGCAGCCUGUUCAGAUCUCUGAACAGAGGAGUAAUAUGCUGACAAGGACUUGCUCCUGCCAGCAAUCAUUCAUUUAUUUAUAAGUUUUUAUUGUUAAAAUAAUUCAGCAUUAAUACACACAUAUUGUGAAUAUACAAACAUACAUUUCAUACAAUCCUUUAAAAUGUUCAAACAUACCUACACUCAGUCCCACAGAUAAUUCCUUUUCCCAUCACCACCCACCACCCCUCACCCCACCUUUGUGUUAGACUUCCCAUCUACUCAACUGCAAUUUCUUUCCACUUCUAUUACUUUCUUUCAUACACCUUUAACCUAAUUUCAUGCUUCUUUUUCUAUUACACAUUGUUAUCCAUCUUAUUUAGUAUUCCAGUAUUUAAAACGGAAUUUGUUUAUUCUAAUAGGAUUUUUCAAUAUGGUUUUGCAAGUAUCCUUUAAACACCUUCCAGUCCCUGUCUAUCUUCUCUUUUGAGAUCCUUCCAGUUUCUCCCAUUGUUUUGGAUAUAUUGUAGUACUCCAACACAGGAGUUACCGUAUUUUUCCCUCUAUAAGACGCACCAGUCCACAAGACGCACCUAGUUUUUGGAGGAGGAAAACAAGAAAAAAAAUAUUCUGAAUCUCAGAAGCCAGAACAGCAAGAGGGAUCACUGCGCAGCGAAAGCAGCAAUCCCUCUUGCUGUUCUGGCUUCUGGGAUAGCUGCGCAGCCUGCAUUCGCUCCAUAAGACGCACACACAUUUCCCCUUACUUUUUAGGAGGGAAAAGUGAGUCUUAUAGAGCAAAAAAUAAGGUAUAUGCUGGCAAGGACUUUCUCCUGUCAGCAAUCACGCUGCAGCAUUCUUCACAGACUGCAGCUUCCAAACCAAGCGCAUGGGAAGCCCAGCAGAGAGCACAUUGCAGCCAAUCUGUCUCAGAAUCAUAGACUUGUAGAGUUGAAAGGCACUCCAGGGGUCAUCUAGUCCAGCCCCCUGCUUUGCAUUGGUUACUCUUGAAUUGUAUUAAUUGUUUUGAUGAAUUCACUGCUGUUGUUUACUUUAUUAAUAUGCUGUCAUGUUUGAUAUUAUAAUAAUUGUAGCAUUCGUUGUUUUGAAUGCUGUUGCAAUUAUUGUGAGCUGCUUUGCGCUUGACAUUUACGGUUUGAAAAGCGGGAUACAAAUUCUAAAUCUAAUAAUAAUAAUAAUAAUAAUAAUAAUAAUAAUAAUAAAUUUUAUUUAUACCUCGCCCUCCCCAGCCAAGACCGGUCUCAGGGCGGCUAACACCAGGUAUAAAACAAUUGAUUUAAAUACAACUUAAAAACAAGAUUAAAAUACAACAUUAAAAUGCAGCCUCAUUUUUGGGGAUGAAAACGUCAAAUCUUCACCAAGGCCAACUAUCCAGACUGGUCAUACAUGGGCCAGAAAAACAGCCUAGGAAAUCCCCAAAUAGGAGUUCCACCACAGAAGGAGAAAGGAAAAAGGAUAGAUGGGAAGGGGAUCAAGUUAAUUCCAAGCCAAAGGCCAGGUGGAGCAACUCUGUCUUACAGGCCCUGUGGAAAGAAAUCAGAUCCCGCAGGGCCCUGGUCUCAUGAGACAGAGCGUUUCACCAGGCCAGAGCCAUCACUGAGAAGGCCCUGGCUCUGGUUGAGGCUAAUCUGACUUCCGUAGGGCCUGGGACCUCUAGGGUGUUGCUAUUUAUGGACCUUAAGGUCCUCCAUGGGGCAUACCGGGAGAGGCGGUCCCAUAGGUACGAGGGUCCUAGGCCAUGAAGGGCUUUAAAGGUCAAAACCAGCACCUUGAACCUGACCCUGUACUCCACCGGGAGCCAGUGCAGCUGGAAAAGCACUGGGUGAAUAUGCUCCCAUGGCAGAGACCCCGUGAGGAGCCUCACCAUGGCAUUCUGCACCCGCUGGAGUUUCUGGGACAGCUUCAAGGGCAGCCCCGCGUAGAGCGAAUUACAGUAGUCAAGCCUGGAGGUGACCGUCGCAUGGAUCACUGUGGCCAGGUCAGGGCGGGAAAGGUAAGGGACCAACUGUUCCCAGACUAUUGCCACCCGGAGGGACAACUCUUGUGCUGGAGCAUAACAAGAGCAGGACCCCAAAAAUAAAGCGAAAAAUUUGUGGAGUAAAAAGUUGCAGGAUUUCAGCAGGAAGCUACGGUUCGUACGCCUGUCGAAAACAAAGCAGAAAAAGCUUUCGCAGGCACCAGCAGUGUGAUGUAGAAAGCGCGUUCGCAUAAUGAGCAAUAUCAUCAUCUUUAGAUGUCCUUUUUAUGAAGAGGCACGUAGUGAGACCAUUGAUCCCCUGCUGGUGAGGCUCGCUGACCUCCCAGAAAAGCAAAAAUUUGACCUUUUCCUGUUAGGCAAAGACCAAAAGACGACCCGGAUGAUCGCCAGAUUCUGUGUACAAAUCUGUAGGCGCACACCAUCCCUCAACUCAAACUAGUUCGCUAAGAAACUCUCCAAACUUGGUUCCAUGGGUGACUCUGAGUCAUCUCUCUGUGGUAGCUUAUCUUAAAGUUUUUAGUGUCUAUGCGCUUAUAGCAUUUAUAAAUUUUAAAUUUAUUGUUGUACAUUGUUUUAAAUGUUUGCUUUCCUUCUGGGAUUGUACCCCCAAGUGUGUUUUAUAAGCUGGUAAAGGUAAAGGUAAAGGGACCCCUGACCAUUAGGUCCAGUCGUGGCUGACUCUGGGGUUGCGGCGCUCAUCUCGCUUUACUGGCCGAGGGAGCCGGAGUACAGCUUCUGGGUCAUGUGGCCAGCAUGACUAAGCCGCUUCUGGCGAACCAGAGCAGCGCACGGAAACGCCAUUUACCUUCCCGCCAGAGCGGUACCUAUUUAUCUACUUGCACUUUGACGUGCUUUCGAACUGCUAGGUUGGCAGGAGCAGGGACCGAGCAACGGGAGCUCACCCCGUCACUGGGAUUCAAACCGCAGACCUUCUGAUCAGCAAGUCCUAGGCUCUGUGGUUUAACCCACAGCGCCACCCGCCUCCCUUUAUAAGCUGGUAUGCAACCGUAAUAAAUGAUCUAUCUAAUAUCAUCAUAGCCACAAAUCAUCACAGAUGCAGAAUGAAAAUUAUGCCCGGAGGGGCCUUGUCAGACAAUGGGAUCCUGCAUUGUAUUCUUCACAAGUUUCGUUGAAGCUGUCGAGGUUUCUCAGCCCCUCCCAUAUCCCUGUUGCAGGAAAAGAACAACCUGGACACACACUUCAACGAAGACACCAUGUUGAAGACCACGGUGAAUCUCUUCUUUGCGGGGACGGAGACGGUCAGCUCGACUUUGAGAUACGGGCUCCGAAUUCUCAUGAGGCACCCUGAGGUGGAAGGUCAGUUUCCAAAAGCAAAGGGGGCCUGUUCUGCUCUCACACAGGAAUGCCCUUGGGGCGGAGGGUGCAGUCCUACCUGCCCACCAGGGAUGGAAAAUAAUAAUAAUAAUAAUAAUAAUAAUAAUAAUAAUAAUAAUAAUACAGUGGUACCUCAGGAUGCGAACAGGAUCCGUUCCAGAGCCCCGUUCACAUCCUGAAGCGAACGCAACCCAUGACUGUGCGUCUGCGCAUGCGCGUGUCGCGAUUCACUGCUUCCGCGCAUGCGCAUGAUGUCAUUUUGACCGUUUGCGCAUGCACGAGUGGCGAAACCCAGAAGUAACGCGUUCUGUUACUUCCGGGUCGCCGCAGAGCACAACCCGAAAGCGCUCAACCUGAAGUGUAUUCAACCCGCGGUAUGACUGUAAUAAUAGUAUUUUUUUAUUUAUACCCCACCCUUCCCGGUUCAGAAAACCGGGCUCAGGGUGGCUAACAACAAAUUUAAAACACUUAAUUCAUGCAACAAAAAAGAGCAUAAAAUACAGUAUAAAACGUGAAUAACAAUAAAUUCAAAAAUCAAUUUAGGGAGGAAAAUCCAUCCAAUAAACAUUAGAUGAUCACCAGGGCUAGCUGGCUAAAUUAGUUCUAUUUGGGCCAGUGAGGAGACCAGGGGAGAAUUAGCUGUGGGAUCCCAGAGCGGGUGAUCUUCAUUAAAAGGGGAGGGGGAGGGAAGGAAGGAAGGAAGGGGAAUAAAAGAUCAGGCUAAAUUCAGAUUGAAAGCCAGGCGGAAUAGCUCCGUCUUACAGGCCCUGCGGAAGGAGGUUAAACCCUGCAGGGCCCUGGUCUCAUGGGACAGAGCAUUCCACCAGGUCAGAGCCAUCACUGAGAAGGCCCUGGCCCUGGUGGAGGAUAUGUCUUUUAUUUAUUUGCUUUUCAUAUUUUAUAGCCCACGUUUUUCUCUAAGGCGCUUCAGGUGGCGCACACGGCUCUCCUCAUUUACUCCCCACAACAACCCUGUGAGGGAGGUUAGGCUCAGAAGCAUAGAAUCGUAGAAUUGUAGAGUUGGAAGGGACGCCGAAGGUCAUCUAGCCCAACCUGUUGCAAUGCAGGAAUUUCAACUAAAGGUGGGACUUGUCUACAAGGUCACACCCCGUGAAUGCUUCAUGGUUGAGUCGGGAUUCGAAUCCCAGUCUCCCAUAGGGUUGCCAUAUUGCAAAAUGGUGAAAAUCCAGACACGGGAGUUAUUGACCUUCGUACAGUUUUGCCAAACAUUGAUGAGCUUCCUUUUGCAAAAUCUCAAUAAAAAAGGAAGAUUUGGGGUUUAUUUUUAAGGAAAUGUGCCAAAAUCUCGACUCCCAACAUGGACAUUGCAGCAACUUCUGCCUGGACACUGUUUCCACAACAAACAAUACAAGCAACACGAAGACCAGUAUACUAGAUAGCACUGCAAUUCUUAUUGCAUGAUAUACAUGAUACAACAAAAACACAAUGUGUACACUUGUAAAUUCUCUAAUAUAUUUGAAAUAAAUGAACACGCGUUUGUCAAUCUUUGAAAGUCCGUAGAAGUAUAAUUAGUCUAUGGUUGAAACAAAAUAAUAGAUGCUAUCCUGUGGGCUAAGCGGUAAAACUUUUUUUAGGUGUUCAUGGUUCCGAAGUGAUAUCCCGGAUAAUCUGACUGUUUCGCUGGAACCUUCUUCAGGAUGACCACUGCUCCAUGUGCAUUUUUCUAAUCUAUGAGUUGUGCUGAAGAGGAUUCCAGCGAAACAGUCAGAUUAUCCGGGAUCACUGUCCUACGUUGUUAUUCACUUUUUGUUGUACUAAAUCAUGUAUAUUAUGCAAUAAGAAUUGCAGUGCUAUCUAGUACAGUGGUACCUCGGGUUACAUACGCUUCAGGUUACAGACGCUUCAGGUUACACACCCGCUAACCCAGAAAUAGUGCUUCAGGUUAAGAACUUUGGUUCAGGAUGAGAACAGAAAUCGGGCUCUGGCGGCGCGGCGGCAGUGGGAGGACCCAUUAGCGAAAGUGGUGCUUCAGGUUAAGAACAGUUUCAGGUUAAGAACGUACCUCCGGAACGAAUUAAGUACUUAACCCAAGGUACCACUGUAUACUGGUCUUCGUGUUGCUUGUAUUGUUUGUUGUGUCAAGUUUGCAACACAGCGGUUUGUGGUUCUGUGUUGGACACUGUUUCCGACUGCCGUAUUCCAGCUAUGUCUGGGAAAUUUCGCACAUAUAGCAACCCUUGUCUCUCUGGUCCAAGUCUAGCACUCUAACCACUGGACCACAAAACGUGCAAAAAAAACCUCUCACUUUGGGGAAACACAAGGCUGGUGUGAUUUCCAGGAGGGCCAAAUCCUACAAACCAAUUCAGAAUAGGCAGUCAGAAGGAAGCCAGUAAAGUCAUACCUCUAGUUGCGUUAGGUUGGAAGUAAUAGUGCCACUGUAUUCUGCUCUGGUCAGACCUCACCUGGAGUACUGUGUCCAGUUCUGGGCACCACAGUUCAAGAAGGACACUGACAAACUGGAACGUGUCCAGAGGAGGGCAACCAAAAUGGUCAAAGGCCUGGAAACGAUGCCUUAUGAGGAACGGCUAAGGGAGCUGGGCAUGUUUAGCCUGGAGAAGAGGAGGUUAAGGGGUGAUAUGAUAGCCAUGCUCAAAUAUAUAAAAGGAUGUCACAUAGAGGAGGGAGAAAGGUUGUUUUCUGCUGCUCCAGAGAAGCGGACAUGGAGCAAUGGAUCCAAACUACAAGAAAGAAGAUUCCACCUAAACAUUAGGAAGAACUUCCUGACAGUAAGAGCUGUUUGACAGUGGAAUUUGCUGCCAAGGAGUGUGGUGGAGUCUCCUUCUUUGGAGGUCUUUAAGCAGAGGCUUGACAACCAUAUGUCAGGAGUGCUCUGAUGAUGUUUCCUGCUUGGCAGGGGGUUGGACUUGAUGGCCCUUGUGGUCUCUUCCAACUCUAGGAUUCUAUGAUUCUAUGAUUCUAGGUUCAUGUUGCAGAUUUUUGGGUUGCGAACGCUGCAAACCUGGAAGUGUAUGCUUCCGGGUUUCGCCGCACGCACACACGCAGAAGCGUUCUGCGCACUUUGCACAUGCGCAAGAGUGCUCUAUUGCGUCAUGCGCACAUGCAGAAGUGGCGCUCUACUUACGGACUUUUCUGGGUACGAACGGCACCCAGGAACAGAUUGCAUCCGUAAGUAGAGGUACCACUGUACGGCACCCCUGAACCACACAGAGAUCAACGGGAUGACAAAGUCACAGCCAGGGGAGGCACAAUGGCCAGAGAGGGCUGCAAGCUUCUAGGCCAUGGGUAGGCAAACUAAGGCCCAGGGGGCGGAUCCGGCCCAAUCGCCUUCUAAAUCUGGAUGGGCUGGGAAUCAGUGUGUUUUUACAUGAGUAGUAUGUGUCCUUUUAUUUAAAAAGCAUCUCUGGGUUAUUUGUGGGGCCUGCCUGGUGUUUUUACAUGAGUAGAAUGUGUGCUUUUAUUUAAAAUGCAUCUCUGGGUUAUUUGUGGGGCAUAGGAAUUCGUUCAUUCCCCCCCCCCCAAAUAUAGUCCAGCCCAACACAUGGUCUGAGGGACAGUGGACCGGCCCCCUGCUGAAAAAGUUUGCUGGCCCCUCCAGUCUGAGGUUGCUCUGAACUGCCCAAAUCUCAUCUACAGAAAUGCCAAGGAAGAGCUAGAACCCUGGGCUUCAUAGGCUCAUAGAAUUGCAGAGUUGGAAGGGACCCCAAGGGUCAUCCAUCCCAACCCCCCAGGGCCAUGCUGGAAUCACGCUCAAUAAGCUCAUUGAAAUCAGUGGGUCAAAGGGGGCCUGUUCUAGGGCAUCUUCGUCUGCAUUCGCCUUCCUGCCACUCCUGCGCCCUCUCCCUUUCUGCUCCCAUCCACCCACCCUCCACACGGGCUCUUCCCGUCGUUAACCCCUCGCAGACCACCACGGCCCAUUUCCCUGUCCGUCACCGCAUCUGGGACCCCUUUACAGCUUUCCCCGCCCUCCUUCCUUGCCACAGAGAAGCUCCACGAGGAGAUUGACCGGGUCAUCAGGGUGAACCGCAGCCCAUGCAUGGAGGACAGGAGCCGGAUGCCCUACACGGACGCCGUCAUCCACGAGAUCCAGCGCUACGCCGACAUCGUCCCCAUGGCGGUGCCCCACACCGUCACGCGAGAUGUCGAGUUCCGUGGAUACACCCUCCCCAAGGUUUGUGGGGAAAGGGGGCAGUGCACCCCAUGGGCGACAGCGAAGGUCUCCUUCUGUAGGGGCCCUAUUGGCUGCACCCUGCCUUGACACCCCAUGGGCUGCUUUCACAGUCCUGAAGUCUGCUAGGAAGAUCUCUGUCCUCGAUGGAUUUGGAUUUGAUACCCCGCCUUUCACUCCCUUUAAGAAGUCUCAAAGCAGCUAACAUUCUCCUUUCCCUUCCUCCCCCACAACAAACACUCUGUGAGGUGAGUGGGGCUGAGAGACUUCAAAGAAGUGUGACUGGCCCAAGGUCACCCAGCAGCUGCAUGUAGAUGAGCAAGACCUGGCCAUGCAUCCUUUUAGCAGAAGGCAUGCCACACUCACUCCCUUUUACAUUAUGAUGUGGCCUUGGAAAUUUUCAUAGAAUCAUGGCAGGCACACCCAAAGGUCAUCUAGCCCAACCCCCCGCAAUGCAGGAAUCUCAACUCAAGCAUCCAUGGCAGGUGGACAUCCAACCUCUGCUUGAAAACCUCCAAGGAAGGAGGUUGAACAGCUCUUUCCGUCAGAAAGCUUUUCCAUGUGUUGAGUCGGAAUCUCCUUGAAGCCGUGGGUUCGAGUCCUACCCUCCAGAGUGGGAGGAGACAAGCAUCUUCCCUCUUCCACGGGACAGCCCUUGAGAUAUUUAUAUGCCAGCUUUUCUUCCAAAGAGCUCAAGGUGGUGCAAAGGCUUCUCCUCCCCCUCCGCAUUUCACCCAUGCAACAACCCUGUGAGGCAGGUCAAGGCGAAGUGAUGGUGACUGACUCAACCAAGGUCACUACUAGGCUUCAUGACUGAGUGGGGAUUCGAACCCAGGUUCCCCGGGUCAGAACCCACCGCUCUCGCCAUUGUGCCACACCGAGCUAAGCUCAGAAGAGCUUUCCCUCGACUGAAACUGUCUCCCAGCUCCAUCUGGUACGCAGGCUGAGACCCUACCUGCCCACAGACUGUCUCGCCAGAGUGGUGCAUGCUCUAGUUAUCUCCCGCUUGGACUACUGCCAUGCGCUCUACAUGGGGCUACCUUUGAAGGUGACCCGGAAACUACAACUAAUCCAGAAUGCGGCAGCUAGACUGGUGACUGGGGGCGGCCGCCGAGACCACAUAACACCGGUCUUGAAAGACCUACAUUGGCUCCCAGUAUGUUUCUGAGCACAAUUCAAAGUGUUGGUGUUGACCUUUAAAGCCCUAAACGGCCUCAAAGGCCCAGUAGACCUGAAGGAGCGUCUCCACCCCCAUCGUUCAUCCCAGACGCUGCGGUCCAGUGCCUUGAGCCUUCUGGCGGUUCCUUCAUUGCGAGAAGCAAAGCUACAGGGAACCAGGCAAAGGGCUUUCUCGGUAGUGGCACCUGCCCUGUGGAACGCCCUCCCAUCAGAUGUCAAAGAGAUAAACAACUACCUGACAUUCAGAAGACAUCUUAAGGCAGCCCUGUUCAGGGAAGUUUUUAAUGUAUGACAUAUUAGUGUAUUUUUGGUCUUUGUGGAAGCCGCCCAGAGUGGCUGGGGAAACCCAGCCAGAUGGGCUGGGUACAAAUAAUAAAUUAUUAUUAUUAUUAUUAUUAUUAUUAUUAUUAUGAAGGUGCGUCGCUCACACACAGAAAGCGACUGCCACAGCGAGUCGGACCAUCUGGUCUACCUACUUCAGUGUUGUCCACAUUGGCGGACAGCAGUGGCUCUGCUAUUCCUACCCAGAGAUGGCAAUUGGGACCUUCUGCAGGCAGCACAGGUGCUCCUAGAGCUAAGGCCCACCCCCAUUGCUCAACACCUGUCCACCAGGGAUUUCUUGCCCUUGGUUCUCAACCAUGCCUUCCUCCUGCUCCUCUUCCUCCAACCCACAGGACCUCAACAUCAUCCCCCUGAUCUGCACAUCUCAGUUUGAUCCCACGCACUUCAAGAAUCCAACCUCCUUUGACCCGACUCAUUUCCUGGACGAGAGCGGGCGGUUCAAGAAGAACGAUGCCUUCAUGGCUUUCUCAGCAGGUAAGGGCAGGACAGGGGUUCAGCUCCUGCCUGUGGGUUUCCCAUCAUGGGCAUCUUGGUGGCCACUGUGAGAACAGGAUGCCCGGCUAGGUGGACAUCCUUUGGCCAGAUCCAUCAGGCUCUGAGAAUCAUGGAACUGUAGAAUUGGGAGGAACCUCAAUUCAAUGUAGGAAUCCCAACUCAAGCAUCCAUGGCAGGUGGUCACCCAACCUCUGCUUUGAAACCUCCAAGGAAGGAGAAUCUACAACCUCCCCAGGGAGAUCACUCGGAAAUCACAGAACUGUAGAGUUGGAAGGGAACAUCUAGCCCCGCAUCUGGUCCACUCUUCUUAUGGGCCUUUUCGGUGGUGGCUCCCCAUUUGUGGAAUGCUCUCCCCGGAGAGGCUCGCCUGGCUCCAGGCGAAAACAGUCUCUUUACCCAGGCCUAUGGCUAUUAAGGCGGGACACGGGUGGCGCUGUGGGUUAAACCACAGAGCCUAGGACUUGCCGAUCAGAAGGUCGGUGGUUCGAAUCCCCACGACGGGGUGAGCUCCUGUUGCUCGGUCCCUGCUCCUGCCAACCUAGCAGUUCGAAAGCACAUCAAAGUGCAAGUAGAUAAAUAGGUACCGCUCCGGUGGGAAGGUAAACGGCGUUUCCAUGCGCUGCUCUGGUUCGCCAGAAGCGGCUUAGUCAUGCCGGCCACAUGACCCGGAAGCUGUACGCCGGCUCCCUCGGCCAAUAAAGCGAGAUGAGCGCCGCAACCCCAGAGUCGGCCACGACUGGACCUAAUAGUCAGGGUCCCUUUACCUUUACCUUUUUAUGGCUAUUAAGUAAUUGAUGGUCUGUAAAAGUGUGCAAGAGAGGACUGUUGUGAUGAUGAUUAUUUCAUUAUUAGGCUGUCUGUCAGUAAGCAUUUUACUAUGUUUUUAUUAUGUUUUUAUCAUGGGUGUUUUGAAAUGUGUUUUCAAUGUUGUACACCGCCCUGGGAUCUUUUGAUGAAGGGUAGUGUAUAAAAUGAAUUAAUAAUAAUAAUAAUAAUAAUAAUAAUAAUAAUAAUAAUAAUAAUUCUGCUGCAGUGUAUACUCAGCCACUGGGUUGAAUCCUGCUUGCAGACAUCUCCCCUUGGGUCUCCAUAAGUGAAAGGGCGGGAGGGAUUUAAAUACCAUGCGGGUGAUGCUGUGGGUUAAACCACAGAGCCUAGGACUUGCCGAUCAGAAGGUCGGUGGUUCGAAUUCCCCGCGACGGGGUGAGCUCCCAUUGUUCGGUCCCUGCUCCCGCCAACCUAGCAGUUCGAAAGCACGUCAAAGUGCAAGUAGAUAAAUAGGUACCACUCCAGCAGGAAGGUAAAUGGUGUUUCCGUGUGCUGCUCUGGUUCGCCAGAUGUGGCUUAGUCAUGCUGGCCACAUGACCCAGAAGCUGUACGCCGGCUCUCUUGGCCAAUAAAGCGAGAUGAGCGCCACAACCCCAGAGUCGGUUCACGACUGGACCUAAUGGUCAGGGAUCCAAAGGGUCCUCUAUUCCCUACGAAGGUCUGCUCCACUGUGGGCAACCUGGGGACUCCAUCCCUAAGCCCACCUUCAAAUGAUGUCAGAGCAACUUCCACUUGAGGCGCCACGAACGAUGGCUGAAAAUUCCAUCGCUCCGGCUCCCAUGGGGCAAUUAGAGGCUGAGAUGGGAAUAAUCAGCCUCCCAAAAUCUUCCCAGGGGUAUGGUAAGACACAGUCUCAUCCGUGGAUGCCCAACAAACCAGCCCCAAAUUCGGAAGGAAGGAGGGGCUGGGGGCACUGGAUGGAAAGCCCCCGAGACAGCCUGGCUCUCCUGGAUGCUGUCUCAGCGAGCGAAUCAACUUCCAUUUCUUAAGAUGAAAAAAAUGGAUUUAAGUUUUGGACAUGCUUCGAGCGAGGAGGGAGAAAUUAGAGCCUCCUUUGCCUGACCCUCAAAGGCACAGAGGCAUUUCUGUCCCUCUUCCUUCUCACUUUUGCAGGGAAGCGGGUGUGCCUGGGAGAAAGCUUGGCUGUCAUGGAGCUCUUCAUCUUCCUCACCACCAUCCUGCAGAACUUCAAGCUGAAGCCCUUGAUGAAACCCGAGGACAUUGACAUCACACCCGAGUCCACGGGGCUGGGAAGCAUCCCUCGGCCCUACCAGUUCUGCCUCAUCGCCCGGUAAAAGGACACUGCGCUCGAAGGCCAGGCUGCUCGCCCGCCCCCCUGCAGCCAGACAUAGAAUCAUGGAAGUGUAGAGUCGGAAGGGACCCCGAGGGUCAUCUAGUCCAACCCCCUGUAAGGCAGGAACCUCAACUAAAGCAUCCAUGACAGAGGACCAUCCAACCUCUGCUUAGAUACCUCCACGGAAGAAGAGCCAUCACCUUCUGAGGGAGUCUGUUCUACUGUCAAACAGCAAACUUUGGUUUUUUUUCUGAAUGGCUGUGGCAAUCCAUUAUGCAGGGGCCUCUCCCUCCCUCUCCCUCUCUUUCAUCUAUCUCUUUUCUCAUCUCUCUCUCUCUCUCUCUCCACCCUCUUACCUGUUGCUGCGGUCUGUUGUCCUGCAGUCACUCUGCAGUCUGUCAUCUGUUCUCCCUGACCAACACUCCGGGAACAACAUUGAGGUCAAUAAACUUGCCAUAGCUGUCAACUGUCCCUUAUUUGGCAGGAAAGUCCCUUAUCCCAGCGCUGCAUCCUGCUGCUGUCCCUUAUUGAUGAUGUCCCUUAAAUUUCCCGGGUUUCAAAGGAAGCAGCUCCUCUCCCUCCCUCCCUGCCGGCCAGGGAGGAGGGAGGCUCCAACUGUGUUGCUUGGCUGCGUUGCUCACCCAAUAAGGAGUCUCAGAAUGACUGGGGGGUGGAGCUUGCAUGCCUUGUGCCGAUCAAAUCAGCCGCCUUGCCUGGGGACUCGCCUUUGCUCAGCGCUUCCCAGUGGAGAGGUGACGGUGGUUUUCCUUGCUGCAUCCCCUUUGCCGGGUUGCUGCGCUGUGGGAACCACCGCUUGAGGCUUCGUUUGGCUGCUGGCUGGGCUUUCUGCCUUUGGCUCGGAGGGGCUCAGAAGCUGAACAUACCUGUGCUCUGAAAAUCCCUUAUUUUGGCUGCUGAUCCCUUAUUUUCGAGGCUGCUGGUCCCUUAUUUUCAAAUCUGUAAGUUGACAGCUAUGAAACUUGCCCACCCUCCAAGGCCUCAGCUGAGAAUGUCAACAUCUCAGUUAUCUCAUCUACGCCCUACACAACCACGAAAGGCCAGGUUGUCAUGGCACUUGGGUUUUUUUACAAAUAAAAUAUUUGCUCUGC
Molecule: messenger RNA, 22919 nt
Organism: Podarcis lilfordi (Lilford's wall lizard)
Lineage: Eukaryota; Metazoa; Chordata; Lepidosauria; Squamata; Lacertidae
Source: the annotation of a GenBank genome assembly